GUCAUCUUGCCGGAAAAUAUUUACAUUAAAAAAGUCAAGUGUACAAAAUGUUUCGAAUCUCUCAACCAAGUCGUUAGGUUAUUUACGAAUUCGUGAUUUGUAGUGAAAUAUAAGUUCGGGAGCCAUGGAGGCAAUGAAUCUUUAUCAAAAGGCUUAUUGCGAUGCUUUAACCGUAAACAGUCAAGAAACCGAACGGUGGAAUGCUUACCGCAAGGAACAUCAGAACGUUAAAGAACACCUUAGUAUGUACCAAAAACAGUUGAAAGUCCAAAUCCUCAUUCCGAUUGGGUCAAAAGCAUUCCUCCCUGGUCAUCUAUAUCACACGGGGGAAGUGAUGGCAUCUCAUGGUUGUGGCUAUUUUUCCGAUUGUUCCACAGAGGAAGCCAACCUGUUGAUUGACCAUCGUAUUGCCGUGGCGGAAAAAAUGUUACAGAGAUACGAUAACGAACGGGAACUGUUCACUAGUAAGAUGGAGGUUCCAUAUGCAGAGGAAGCAUUUGGCGGACAAGAAAUUAUAGAGAAAUAUGACGAAGAACGGGAAAAGUUGUGGCGAGAAGAGCAUCGAAUACGAACUCGAAAGCACAAGCAACAGGAGGCAGAAAAGCGGUUAGAAAAUCAAAAUGAGAAUGCGUCUGAUGCGGAUAUUUUUGACCGUCUCGAGGAAUUGGAACUGAUGGAGGAACUCGAACAAGAAAUUCGCUCCUUAGAAGUUCCAAUAGACAAUGACGAUCAGUUGCGUAGACUGAUGGAUGGCGAGAUUAAAGUGAAUGAAAGGAAAAUAUUAGCUCAUGAUGCAACGGCGAAGGCUGAUAGCACAUAUCGUACGGUUAGCGAAAUUAAAACUGAGACUGAAGAAGAUAAACCGGAACAUUAUGAUAUAGAAGUAUCAACAACAGAUGACGGGACAAGUUCUUCCGAAGAAUCAGAUGAUGAUAUUUCUUCGAGUUUUUCGAAGCUCCUACAGGAAACAAAAGCUAUGAAUAAAAAAGACAAAGCCCAAGCGUUCAGAAAAAAGUUGCACGAAAUCAAAACCCGCUUGCAAGAAGAUGAUACUAUUGUAGCCGAAAAGGUGGAUCUAUGCGAUCUACGUUACGAAAUAGAAGAAGCCUUAGAUUUCAUGGAACCUUCUUGGGAAACCCUCGAUGAUUCGUCAAGCAUUGAGAACGAAACCAGCAAAAAGAAGACUAUCACAUUUGCGAAGACCAAAAGUGUGAAAAUAAUCGACAAAUGGGAGGCCGCUUCAAAAGCUAGUGACCACCUAGAAGACAGUGGCCGAAGAAAUACAUUAGAGUUAAGGGUGGUCCAUUCAUUGGCAGCACAAACCCAGCUGGAUGCCAACAAAACCGGGGAAAUUCGGAGUCCGGCCGAUAUCUAUCGCGUAUUCCAGCAUUGCCUACGGAAGGAUGACACGGAAACGCCGCUGAUGGAAACAAAAUCCAUUCUUAAGAAUCGUGAUAUGGUACUGGCAGAAACUCACCACACAGUUGCCGAACCGAUUGCUCAUAAAAAUAAACGGCCACAGAAAGCAGCACCAGUUUGUUAUACAAUUGGCGAUGUUAUCGAGCAUAAAUUCGACGAUUUCGCCAAGCCGGUAUGCAAUACCCAAGCGAUACCAUCCGUUGGACAGAAGAAAGUUAGCAAAUUCAAACAACAAAGACAUUGAUUGUAAGUGGUUUGAAAGUUGGAAAUAAAUUGUUCAAAAUGUUCAAUGUUUGCUAAUCUAA
Toxorhynchites rutilus septentrionalis is the source of this 1724-nucleotide messenger RNA. It is a transcript of the gene uri, whose product is annotated as unconventional prefoldin RPB5 interactor-like protein. The transcript is spliced from 3 exons. Gene Ontology annotation, molecular function: transcription corepressor activity; phosphatase inhibitor activity; chromatin binding. Bases 125 to 1663 code for a protein of 512 amino acids. NCBI's taxonomy places the organism in Eukaryota, Metazoa, Arthropoda, Insecta, Diptera, Culicidae. The record is from RefSeq and is a predicted model, not a curated record. Gene Ontology annotation, biological process: negative regulation of transcription by RNA polymerase II; negative regulation of phosphatase activity.